UAACAGAUUCCUCCCACCGAAAAUCAAAUCAAAUAAAAAAUGGCAGAAGCAACAUCAGCAAGCACGGCACCGAUUCCCAUACCGACGGUCGCCGACGAUUACUUCCGGCCAUCAUCUAUCAGUAAACUUCCGAUCACUGAAGCCGGGGAUUCAUCCAGUCCGUCCUCAUCAAAUGCGUAUGUCACUCAGGCUUUUCCUUUCUCAUCUGGAAACCCUAGAAUUGAAAAUAUCAGAGGCGUCAUGCAUCUCUAUCUAGACGACGCCGUUUCAUCUUCUUCAAAUUUACCUGUUGGGAGAAAACCUCUUAUUUGUGUACUUGGUGUGCCACUUCACAUGACAUAUGCUGACUUUUGCCAAUUUUGUGGUUCCUUUAUUCAUCAUAUCAUGGAAAUGCGUAUUGUCAGGAAUGAUGGAAUGGAUAAUCGGUAUAGUAUACUAGUAAGAUUUGAUGACCAAAACUCAACUGAUGGAUUUCAUAAGCAUUUUAAUGGAAGGCGUUUCUCAUCUCUAGAGACAGAGGCAUGCCGUGUGCUUUUCACAGUUGAUGUGCAAUAUACAAGCUCUAUUGAACACACACAGACUUCCCCUGCAAGUGCAGAGCAGCCAACAUGUCCAGUCUGUCUUGAGAGAUUGGACCAAGAUAUGAGUGGGAUUCUGACAACCAUGUGCAACCAUUCGUUUCACUGCUCCUGUAUUUCGAAGUGGACAGAUUCUUCAUGCCCUGUAUGUCGUUAUUGUCAACAACAGCCAGAAAAGUCUGAAUGCAUGAUCUGUCAAACCUUAGACAAUGCCUGGAUAUGUCUUCUUUGUGGUUUUGUUGGAUGUGGAAGGUAUAAAGAAGGGCAUGCCAUUGAACACUGGAAAGAAACACAACACUGCUACUCUCUUGAUGUGGAAUCACGACGUGUGUGGGAUUAUGUUGGAGAUAAUUAUGUUCACCGUUUGAUUCUAUCUAAAACAGAUGGAAAGUUGGUUGAGUUGAAUCACCAUGGUGAGCAUACUGAUGGCGAUUAUGAAUAUGGCACUGAUCCUGGAUUUCAAGAGGCUCUUUUGAACAGCCGAGUUGAAUCUAUUAAAAACGAGUAUGAUGAGCUUCUCACUACCCAACUCGAGAAUCAAAAGAUCUAUUUUGAAUCAUUACUCAACGAAUUUGAACAAACUGAUCGGGACAUUUCAGAUGCUGUAAAAGAUUCUCUAAAGCGGAAUACAAAAUUGCAAAAGAUGCAAGCCAAGCUAGAUAAAGGUCUCAACGAGAAAAAAUUUCUGGAUGAUAUCAAUGAAAAUCUUUCGAGAAACAAGGAAAUAUGGGAAGGCAUCAUUUCGAAAAUUGAAGAAAGGGAGAAAGAGGCUUCAAGGGUCAAAGAUCAGAAGAUACAAGAACUUGAGGCGCAGCUUCAAGACUUAAUGUUGUCUCUUGAAGAAGUUAAUACGGUUGAACAAUGACCAAUCAACUGAUCGCCCAGAAGACUAACGACGAAGACACUAUAUCACUUGAUAUGAAGUCCUAGUGAAUUAUUGCACACAAGAAGCCCAAUAUAUAGAAGUGAAUAUAUAUGUACAGAAUGAUACUCCGUAUUAAACAAAAUCAGCUGUAGUUUCAUUCUUAGUUUUGCCUGAAGUCUUUCUGGAUGCAGUCUAUCUACCCUAUGAUUGUUCUCAUCUCACCUCUUCACACCCAUUUUUAUGGGAUUGUGUGUUAUUGUAGCUACAGAAUCAUGUUUAGUUCAUCCAGUUUGAAUCUUUUGAA
Messenger RNA from Erigeron canadensis, 1747 nucleotides. RefSeq names its product BRAP2 RING ZnF UBP domain-containing protein 2. The transcript is spliced from 11 exons. NCBI's taxonomy places the organism in Eukaryota, Viridiplantae, Streptophyta, Magnoliopsida, Asterales, Asteraceae. Bases 40 to 1443 code for a protein of 467 amino acids. Gene Ontology annotation, biological process: protein ubiquitination; Ras protein signal transduction. Gene Ontology annotation, cellular component: cytoplasm. Gene Ontology annotation, molecular function: ubiquitin protein ligase activity; zinc ion binding. The record is from RefSeq and is a predicted model, not a curated record.